UAGCAAAGUCCCACACCUGAAAAAUAAUCAAUUUGGUUGGAGGAACUUGCACAGUAGUAGUAUAAUAAUCGAUAAAUCUUUAGAAGGAAGAGCUUAUUAAAGGGACUGGGGUAAGUUUCCUUCAUUUGUAAACAUUUCCAACAUGAUAAUCAUUUGGCAAUAUUGGCCAGCACUUAUAUCGGCAGCAUUCUGCUGCUAUUUUCUUCAUGAAUUGCUAUGGAUAAAGAAGCGAAGAAGGUUGCCUCCCGGUCCAAAAGGACUUCCAAUUUUAGGAAAUUUGCAUCAGUUAGGGAAGAACCCUCAUCAAGAUUUGUGCAAAUUGGCCAAAAAACAUGGUCCAAUCAUGCACAUGAAGUUUGGAACAGUUCCAGCUAUUGUGGUCUCAUCUCCAGAAGCAGCUGAGAAGUUCCUCAAGACUUAUGAUCAAGUUUUCGCCAGCCGGCCUCAUCACGAGGGCUCCUGGCACCUUGGUUAUGAGCAAAGGAACUUGACUUUCAGUCCAUAUGGUCCUUACUGGCGUAAAAUCCGUCAACUCUGCAACUCUCAUCUGCUCAGCAAUAAAAUCAUUAGUUCAUUUGAGUCCAUGAGGAGGGCAGAGGUGGGAUUGUUGGUCGAAUCGCUUAAAAGGGUAGCCUCAGAUGGCGCUGCUGUUGAUUUUAGCACUGAUAUAAGGUCGUUGGGUGCAAAUAUGAGUUGUUUGAUGAUUUUUGGGAAGAAGUAUCUGGACAAGGAUUUUAAGGAUAAGAGAUUUGGUAAUGUGGUUAGAGAAUCACUCGAAAUUUCAGCGCUUAUUAAUCUUGGCGAUUAUUUUCCUCUGGUUCGGGUGCUUGACCUUCAAGGAUUUACUCGUCGGUUUAAGAAAAUCGCCAAGGUUUACGAUGAUCUUCUCGAGAAAAUCAUUGAUGACCAUGUAAAUUCUCAGGAUCAAAAUGAGACCAAGGACUUCGUGGAUAUCUUGAUGGAUAUUAUGGAAUCUGGAAAAUCUGAAUUCGAUUUUGAUCGUCGUCAUGUUAAAGCUAUUUUAUUGGACAUGCUCAUAGCUUCAAUGGAUUCUACAAUGGCUACAGUUGAAUGGACACUAUCAGAGCUCAUCAGGCAUCCUCAAACUAUGAAGAAGCUCCAAAAAGAAAUAGAAGACAAAGUUGGAAACGCGAGGAUUCUUGAGGAAUCAGAUCUUGAAGGCCUUGUUUAUUUGGACAUGGUUGUGAAGGAAUCCAUGAGGCUCCAUCCGGUGGCGACAUUAGGGCUUCCUCAUGAAUCUUUGGAGGACUGCAUAGUGGAUGGAUUCCAUCUCGAGAAAAGAACACGGCUUAUCAUAAACAUAUGGGCAAUCGGUCGUGAUCCAUGUGUAUGGACUGAUCCCGAGAGCUUCAUCCCUGAAAGGUUUCUCGGGAGCAGUGUGGAUCUUCAAGGUCACGAUUUCAAACUUAUACCGUUUGGUUUUGGAAGAAGAAGCUGCCCUGGCUUGCAGUUGGCGCUUACUGUCAUGCGUUUUGUGUUAGCGCAGUUGGUGCAUUGCUUUGAUUGGAAACUCGCCGAUAAUGUCGAGCCAAGUCAUCUGGAUAUGUCCGAGACUUUUGGUAUAGUGACAUCAAGAGCUAAGUCUCUAAAGGUGGUUCCCAUUUACCGGCUGCAGAAGUGAUAGAGAACCUGUUGUUAAUUUCUGCUCUUUUGUUCAAGAGUGAGGAAUCUGUUUCAUCUCUUCUAAAGUAGACGAAAAGCUAUCAAGUAUGAACUCAUCUUUCAUUGUACUAAUUUGUUUACUCAGUCCGAGAAAAGAAGCCCUACUUCUUACUUGAACUAAAGCAAUUCAACAAAGGGGGCUACUUUUUCUGGAAACAAAAGGAGUAAUGCAGAAUCGAAAUUCAACUUCUAUCUUCUGCUCUACCUCUAGUGAACCCUGUGAUCAUUAUACUAAGGUAGUCACUGAAUUUUUAAAAAACACACCCAAAGAAUAUCAUGAAACUGAACUAAGAUAGAGCUUUGUCCUAAGCUAUCUGACAAAGGAAUCUUAAUUAUUGAGACUGACUGAAUAUUGAGUUCUUUUUCUUCCUGCUUUAAUAGAAUGAAGGAAUGAUUAUAGAGGAGAGCAAAGAAAAGCACAAAAACUACCUUGACGCCAUAUUGAAUUCAACAAUAUUUCCAAGCAUGUAGAUCCACUAAUGCUGCUAUGCUUUCAUUUUGAACUCUUGGCCAACCUAACUUUCUUUAUUUC
Oldenlandia corymbosa var. corymbosa is the source of this 2215-nucleotide messenger RNA. NCBI's taxonomy places the organism in Eukaryota, Viridiplantae, Streptophyta, Magnoliopsida, Gentianales, Rubiaceae. The record is from the annotation of a GenBank genome assembly.